CGGUCAUAUUACUUAAUUUCAGUGAUCAUAAAUUUAUUUAGAUUGUUUAUCCUGGAAUCGAGCCAUGGAUCAUUGAUAGUCGAUUGAACUAGAACACUAAGUCUUACUCGCUUUUUUUUAUGUUAAGCAGGGACAGUGUGCUAUAUUUUUCAUUUCAUUUCAUUUUGACAUUUAUUGAUUAUUUGGGAUAGUGUUAUAUAUGUGAAUACUUAAAUCUACCUAAACAGAAAAGAUUAAUAGGACUAGUAUAUCAAAACACCAGGAAGGGUUCAAGCAAUGGAUAAAUAUUCUAAGAGUGUCAAUGGAGAUACAGUUGCUUCCAAUUGUCACGUGAUACAACCGAAUAACAAAGUUCAUGCAGCUGCCAAUACCUCGAUAAAUAUUGAAGAUAAGAAAAUGGCAGAGGAAGAUGGAAAGACAGAAAUAGACGAAGAAGAAACGGAGAAAAAUGACGAGACCAGAGAGGUCGUUGAUAUUUUAACGGAAACAGAUUUUGAAGUAAAAAAGUUAGAGUUAUUGGAGAAAGCUAAAAAAGUAAUGAAAGAGAUUAACAACAUUCAACAUGAUCGGACAUCGGAUGGACAUUUGACCGAAAGCUUGAGAGCAAGCAUUUUAAAAAUCUAUAAUUCUUACUUCUGGCUUAAGAAAAGUUCAAUCAAACGAAGAACUGAGUAUAGACUGCUACUUGCCGGAGAGCUUAUACUCACCGAUAAUAACACUUUGGUGAUAUUCUGUGAGCUAUGUAAAACUAUACUUCAUUCUGGUUACAGAAACUCAGAAGGCAAACCGGUCGGAGCAAUAUUCAAACCCUUAAAGAACAUGAUUGUCUUUUUACAAAAUAUUACCGACAACAGGGACCCAAAUGUGUGUAAGACAAUUUUGGAGCAAAGUGAUUUUCUUAAAAUUUUGAUACAGAAACUACACGAAUGGAAAGAGCCACAUUUAAAACAAGAGCUAAAGGAAAAUGACAAUAUCUUACUAACCACCACUUUGGGAACUUUACAUAACAUUGCACAAGACGAAGAUUCUAUCCCGAAACUUAGGGAAAUCGGAAUUAUAGAAGCUGUUCUACCGUACAUUGACUCAUCUUCGGAAAUAAAACGACUUGCUAGUCUUGCUAUUCUAGCAAAUGUCGUCAAUGAGGAGGAAAGCAGGAUUCUUCAGAGUAAUGAUGACUUGAUUACAUUUAUGGUAAAAUCUCUUAAGAAAGCAAUGCACAGUAAAAUAAGGCGUUGUCAUGGAUGGUCUGUUCGAGAAAUUACAAGAACCGUAAGAAUGGUUGCCCGGAAUAAUGUAAAUAAAAGAACGGUUGUGACACACGGGACUUUGCCACUCUUGGUGGAGUUAGCAGAUCAAGCAAAAUACAUCGAAGAACAAAGAGAGGCAGUGAAGGCAUUGUGGACUUUAUCCUUUGACAAACAGAACCAAUCCGAAAUGAUAGAAAACAAGGAUAACGAUUGUGCCAUUGAUAUAUUUAUUCGACACAGUAAAUCUGAAGAUCUUGAGGUUAGGAGGACUUGUACCAAAGCUCUUUGGACGAUGAAGGAUGGUCUGAGAAGUUCUCAAUACUACCAGGAAAUAGUUGAAACUUUAAAAUUACCUGACGCAAGUAAGACCAGCAAGGCCACAAAUGACAGCCAUGUCAUGAUAAGUUACAACUGGGGCCAUCAGACAAUCAUGAAACAAAUAUGUAGUUUCCUUAGAAACAGUGGAAUAAAAGUAUGGAUGGAUAUUGAUGAUAUGCAUGGAUCUACACUCCAAGCAAUGGCGACCGCUGUAGAGAAAGCUGACAUUGUCCUCGUAUGUUUUUCACAAAAGUAUAAAAACAGCGAUAACUGUAGAGCAGAGGCGGAAUACGCAUUUCAGUUGAAGAAAAAGAUAAUACCAUUGAAGAUGGAGGGUGGAUAUAAAGCUGAUGGGUGGUUGGGAUUUAUUAUUGGUGCUAAGUUAUUUUACGACUUCAGUGGAAAAUAUUCUUUCGAAAACAAGAUGAGAGAGUUAAUCAAAGAUGUACAAACUUCAUUACAAGAAACAAGGGGCACUGAAUCCAUAUUGCCUAAUACUGACAUCAAAGUUCAGCCGUUGGUUAACAAUCAAGUUGCAUCGUUCCCAAGUACACCUUCUGCGAAGUCAACAAAAAUGGCAGUUGAUAUUGACAAAGUUAAAAAGUGGACCUCUCAGCAUAUUGUUGGCUGGCUUGAAAAGAACAGUUUACCAAGAAAUUUGUUGGGAAGGUUAACUGGUAUAGAGAUUGCGUUUCUUUUUGUCUUAGUAAAUGAGUCACCAGAUAUGUACUACAAGGUUAUUGGAGAACAGCUAGGCGUGAAAGAUAUACUGACCAUGGCCAAACUGAGAUUUGCUUUGGAGGUUUUGGAUACGAACGCAUGAUACAUCAUCCCACCGAGCAACAAUUUUAUAUUAAAAGAGGAUGUAGCAAAACUGGAAACAAUAUUGUCAUGCUUGGUCGAACGUUAACAAUUCUAGAGAAAAAUCCUUAUCAAUGUACAUAUAUUGGACACUAACUGAUAUAAGAUUGUGCCAAUUGUAAUACAUAACUGGUGAACACAUAAAG
Molecule: messenger RNA, 2572 nt
Organism: Mytilus trossulus (common blue mussel)
Lineage: Eukaryota; Metazoa; Mollusca; Bivalvia; Mytilida; Mytilidae
Exons: 10
Coding region: 277-2388 (703 amino acids)
Biological process (GO): signal transduction
Molecular function (GO): protein binding
Source: RefSeq, a predicted model, not a curated record